AAGAUUAUCUCGUAUUCUCUAAAACUUGCACACUCGCUGGUUUGGUUUCUAUUUCAAUUACUGCCCUCCACCAUGGCCACACUGACGACGACGACGACGACGACGACGACGACAGUAUCCUCACAGUUACCCUCACUUCAAUCCCACAAGCACUUCUCUGUUAGAAGCUACUGCAGUUAUGUUCCAGUUUUACAAAAACCGACAAUAGUUUGGUUCUCUACCAAACCCCAUGUCCUGUGUAGUGGGACAAGCCUCAAGUAUCUUCCUGCUAUCUGUUCCGUAUUGUCCGGCACAGAAGACGUUGAAGUAUCCUCCACUCAAUCUGAGGAUGUGUCUGUUGAUGCUACUACUUCAGGUUCUGAUGAUGGAGAAUUAAAGAUAAGCGUAGAGGUAUCUGGGGCCAAAACUCAAGUAAUAUUUGAUGCUGUUUUUGACAAAAUGGUUGCUGCAGCCCAGCCAAUACCUGGAUUUCGAAGAGUGAAAGGAGGGAAAACACCAAAUAUACCUAGAGAUGUUUUGCUCGAGGUCCUUGGACCGUCGAAAGUAUAUAAGCAAGUAAUCAAAAAAGUGAUCAACUCUACUGUAGCUGCUUAUGUAGAGAAGGAAUCCUUAAAAGUCAGCAAGGAUCUGAGAGUGGAGCAAAGCUUUGAAGAUCUUGAAGCCUCUUUUGAACCCGGUGAAGAAUUCUGCUUUGAUGCUGUAGUUCAUCUUCUAAAUUGAAAGAAACGUGUCUAUUUCGAUUUAUAUGUAACACAGAACCGCAGGAAGGCAGAAGCUUCACCCGUUUUAGUCAACCCAGAUCAAAGUAGCAAAGUUCGUUUCUCACAGUAAAUUAUUACAUAACCUUGUAAGGCUUGGAUUGCUGGGAAUGGGUACGUACAUUGGGGUCAAACCUUACUCUAGUCUAGAGGACUGUUACGUUUUUGUUAUUGUUUAUUAAGUGUAGGCGUGGAAGUGUAGAAAAUACCUGGUAUUGAUAGAUAUCAGAUAUGCAUUCCGAGUUUCCGACUGCCUUUAAAAAGUUGGAGCUCAGGGACCUUCAGAAUUCUUCACGGUUCUUCGAUAGAGAAAUGUAUCUUGCCACAUCUAAGCAUCCUGGA
Molecule: messenger RNA, 1100 nt
Organism: Argentina anserina (silverweed cinquefoil)
Lineage: Eukaryota; Viridiplantae; Streptophyta; Magnoliopsida; Rosales; Rosaceae
Exons: 8
Coding region: 73-720 (215 amino acids)
Biological process (GO): protein transport; protein unfolding; 'de novo' cotranslational protein folding
Molecular function (GO): protein folding chaperone; ribosome binding; peptidyl-prolyl cis-trans isomerase activity
Source: RefSeq, a predicted model, not a curated record